This is a messenger RNA of Menidia menidia (Atlantic silverside), 791 nucleotides long. NCBI's taxonomy places the organism in Eukaryota, Metazoa, Chordata, Actinopteri, Atheriniformes, Atherinopsidae. The record is from the annotation of a GenBank genome assembly.
CUGUGUGCGCAUCUGAUUAAGUCAGCAAGUCUUGUCCAGUCUAGUGAGAAGGAAAUCCUGUGCUUUCAUUUCUAGUCCACACCUCAAGAGACUCCAGUGUCAUCACCAGCCUUUGGACCAUGGAUGGUUAUUAUUCUGGCCUGGUUUUGGCGGUGGGCGUGGCCUUGCUGCUGUCCUGUGUCCGGUGUGAUGUGAACUGCAAAGGGGCCGAGGGCCACUUAGGCCUGCCCGGAGGCCCCGGGAGAGACGGGUGGCCCGGAGAAAAGGGACAGAAAGGAGAGCCUGCCCAAAAGCCCGACGGUCCGGUGGACCAGAGACAGCUGCUGAAGCUGAAGGGGGAAAUGGGGAGCCAAGGGGCCCAGGGGCCCACCGGGCCCAAAGGGUACCACGGGACGGUGGGAGUGGCGGGUUUGACCGGAGCUCCGGCCGGGGCGGCCUCCGGCUCUCAGACACUGGCAGCCUUCUCCGCCAUCCGGACCGACAGCAACUACCCUCACUUUGCCCAGAAAGUGAAGUACCAGGAGACCGUGGUCAGCAAUCCAAACUUCGACCAGGCCACAGGUGAAUUUACCUGCAGCACACCUGGCUAUUACUACUUCACCUUCCACUCCGUUGCCAAGGUCAGCAUGUGCCUGGCCAUAGGCAGCGAGGCCCUGAGGAGACCGCUGCUGGCCGCGGGGGAGAAGGUGUGGCUGGAGUCUGUGAACGCGGGUCAGGUGGGCCAGGACUCAUCGGACACCCGGGAGAAGAGGGUCAUCUUCAACGGGUUCCUGCUCUUCUCAAACCCAGAG